AUGCAAGCACUUUGUUCUGCCAAGGUCUCACAGCUAAACCCUGUCAAAAAUGGCAAAGCAGAUCACUUUCUUGAGGACAGAGACUUUGAGGGCUGCUCCUGUGAAGCCACAGACCAGCCAGACCUGCAUGCCCACCUCAACCACUGCAACUCUGUCAAGGUGGAAACUGGCUGCUGGACAAUCUAUGAAUGUCCCAACUACAUAGGCCAUCAGUACUUCCUGAGGAAAGGAGAAUAUCCUGACUACCAGCACUGGAUGGGCUUCAAUGACUCCAUUAGGACUUGUAUCAUCACAGCACAGUACUCGUCUGGCUACAGAUCCAGGAGGAAUGUCUUUGGAGGCAGGAUGUUAGAGUUAAUGGAUAACUGCCCUUCUCUCCAGGAUGACUUUCACUAUAAGGACAUCCAGUCUUGUAAUGUACUUGAAUGAAGCUGGGUUUUCUAUGAACAGCCACACUUCUGAGGACAGCAGCACCUCUUGAUGCUUGGCAAGUACAGAUGAUUCACUGACUGGGGUGCCAUGACUGCCAAGGUUGGAUUUUUCCAACCAGAAGUACAUAUUUCCUAA
This is a messenger RNA of Athene cunicularia (burrowing owl), 567 nucleotides long. Its product is annotated as gamma-crystallin 1-like. NCBI's taxonomy places the organism in Eukaryota, Metazoa, Chordata, Aves, Strigiformes, Strigidae. Gene Ontology annotation, biological process: visual perception; lens development in camera-type eye. Gene Ontology annotation, molecular function: structural constituent of eye lens. The record is from RefSeq and is a predicted model, not a curated record.